Molecule: messenger RNA, 784 nt
Organism: Durio zibethinus
Lineage: Eukaryota; Viridiplantae; Streptophyta; Magnoliopsida; Malvales; Malvaceae
Source: RefSeq, a predicted model, not a curated record
CCCUGAGCAAUAGCAUUAUACCAUUGCUAUUUAGAAUUGACUUGAUUGAUUUUGGGUAUUAGACAUUGUGUUGUCCUGGAAGUUUCCACAUUGGGAACAAUAAUACAGUUAUUUUGAUCAUUCCCAAACAAAGGUUGUCUUCUUAAUUGUAAGAUGGAAGGAACAUAGAAAGAGAAGAAUCUCUACUUUGACAAAAGUAAACAAUUCCUUCUCAAAUGCUACUUCCUCCAUAGCCAUUAGCUCAAUAUAUUAUUGGUGGUAAAGCAAACACCCAACGUUCCAUCUUAUAGAUUAGAUACAAACAUUGAAAACUCCUCCUGAAUUAGCCAUAAUGCCAUCUGCGUCACAUUGGACUCUGCUUGCUCUUUGUUUAGUUUCUUUAGUUUUGCAGAAGACAGGUAAUCCCAUAUGUAAUGAUUUUAGUGAUCUUUCAAUGGCUUUUGAUCCUUACACAUUUUUGGUCAUAUUAGAUGCUCAGUUCAGAGAAUGGUGCAUAGCUGAUGAGCAAACUCCAGAUGAAGAGUUGAAAAAGGCCCUUGAUUGGGCUUGCGGAAAGGGAGGUGCAGAUUGCAGUAAGAUACAAGUGAACCAACCUUGUUAUCAUCCAAAUACUAUAAAGAACCAUGCCUCUUAUGCCUUCAACAACUACUAUCAGAAGUUCAAGAACAAAGGAGCAACUUGCUACUUCAAUUCUGCCGCCAUCAUCACAGAUCUUGACCCAAGUAAUAUUAUAAUCCUAUAUCACUUUUUUUCUUUUAGGUUGAAUUUUUAUUUUGUUACAUGA